Molecule: messenger RNA, 1928 nt
Organism: Lytechinus variegatus (green sea urchin)
Lineage: Eukaryota; Metazoa; Echinodermata; Echinoidea; Temnopleuroida; Toxopneustidae
Product: allograft inflammatory factor 1-like
Exons: 6
Coding region: 413-868 (151 amino acids)
Biological process (GO): actin filament bundle assembly; ruffle assembly
Cellular component (GO): actin filament; ruffle membrane
Molecular function (GO): actin filament binding; calcium ion binding
Source: RefSeq, a predicted model, not a curated record
UAAACUAUCGAUAGCUGGAUGCCGAGACAAGGAUUUAUACACACAAAUCACACACACAUCACACACACAAGAUGUAAAUGAAUGCUUUCGAGCAUAUCAGGGUCAUCGUCGUAUUCAGUUACACAUCCAAGCAGGAUCGCAAAGUGGUCGUGGUGAGGAAAGAGAGUCAAAAUAAGGAACGAAUGUCGCCGAAAUAGCGCAUUAUAAUCCAGUGUAUAAGCGGUGGAAAAAAAAAGUGUGUGCGCUCGUCACGCCUAAGGAUAGAAGAUCGCACGUGUUGGUGUAUAUUUGGGUCCAUUUGGGUAUCAACAAAAGAAGGGGAAAACCGGAAUCUGGGUUGAGUAUUAUAAUCAUCUCGAUAAAAAGCGGUCAUUUUGAGGAUCAGCUUUGAGGGACAAGGAAGCACAUCAUCAUGCCUCGUACAACUUUUGAUCGUUCAAACGUGCAAGGUGGCAAGGAUUGGGGAAGGGCCAAACAAAUACAAGAAGAAAACAUAGAUGUAGAUAUCGAGGCUAUUAUAAGGGAAAAUGAUUAUAAGGAUGUCGAAGACCUAGAAGAGCAGUUGCAAUCGUUUAAAGCAAAAUUUAUGUUAUACGAUCUCGAUGCCAACGGAGUACUCGAUGAAGUUGAUGUGUCGCAUAUGAUGGAGAAAUUAGGGCAGCCGAAGAACCAAAUCGAGAUCAGGAAGAUGAUCAAAGAAAUCGACCUCAACAAUAGUGGGAACAUCAACUUCACGGAGUUCGUUACAAUGAUGCUUGGCAAAAAGAAUAGCAUCAUGAGAGUGAUUCUAAUGUUUGAAGAAAAGAACAAGCCCAAGGAGAAACCAACAGGCCUACCUCCCAAGAAAUCCUUCGCUGAUCUUCCGUGAAACUCACCCCAAACCAACAAAAUAUGCAAUUGAUUUUGGUUAUAGUUUAUUUAAUAUUCUAAAUCGUUGGCUGUAUCGCUUCUGUACAAAUCUCGGGAUGUAUAUAGGGGCACGUUGAAUUUUGGAUACAGCGAAAUGGAAUUUUAUAUAUACUGUUUUUUAUGUUUAUUGUUCCGGUCAAAUGGCCAAAUUCUUACCCUAAAGCAGUGUGAAUGAGGUUACUUAUACCUUUUUUGAUAACGUACUAAAACCAAAUAAUCAACUCCUCUUGAAAUAUUUAGAAAACAGCUUUUAUAGCAAACAUUGCAUAGUUUAGUAAAUUGUUAUUUUAUUUACUGUAUAGUACUUAGUUAUAAUCUUAAUGGCAAUCCGCCGCAAUAAAUUUUUAUCACCAAUGCAUAUUUGUCAUUGAAUUUAUAAAAAGUCCCUAAAUUAUGAUAAAAUUAACUUUCGACAUUAAUUUCACAUCGAUUUGGUGAGACAAUUUUAUCAAUUAAUUAAUUUACCAUCUGAUCUACUUUCAUAUCACAGGGUCAGAAACGUCAAUUUUUUGUUUGUUUCAUAAUGAAGAUCAUCAGUUGAAUAUAUUUAUGAAGAUAGGUAUAAUAUAUGUAUAGAUGAUUCGUGCUUGAAUAGCUUGUUAAAUAGUCGCUUGUACGUACUGUAGUACAUGAUGCAUAUAUUUGCCUGAUUUAUGUGUACAAUUGGCAUUUACGAAUGAAGUAUUUUCGUUUUAACAUAGAGAAAGAAUGGGUCUAUUCGAUAAUGCCUUGGCUUUUAACAAACCGAAUAUUGAUAUGUUCUCAUUGGGUACGACGUGAAAAUUAGGCUCUUUUUUGACCGUAUAUUUCAUGGCGUUUGUGAUCUUAUUAAUAUUUUUUCGUCAUUUGAACUAAUUGAGGUUUACGUUUUUGAAGACUUUGAUGAUGAUGAAAUAAAGUUUUUAAAGAUGUAAUACAGUGGCUGCGGAACCGAUGGGAGUCGGGCCCCCACUUUUUUUCAGUAACCUUGUACCAAAAACCUGUAAAUGACCAUCAAAUUUGAGUUCACUCAUGUUCAG